AUGGCCCGACACAACAGAAGUUCCCAGAGGCGGUCAUCAACGCCGAAUUUAAAGCUCUCGCCAGCUCAUGUGUCGGCGCUGCAGACCGCCGACCCAGCUUCACCGCCCGACACUCCCAUCACCUCACCACACUUCCCUCGCAAGAAUGCCCAGGCGGCAUUUUAUCUAUUCACGAACCCCCUGGCCCAAGACCCGAACAUCAGGCCAUAUGGAACUGGCCAUCAGUUCAGCUAUCGCCCGCUAGAGCAAUUGAGUCCCCGAUCGUCGUCGUCGUCAGAAGCUGAUGAGGAGGACGCGAGCGAUGAUGAAUCCUCCGACAGCGCUAGCGUUGUCAGCCUGCCAAACUCCUCGCGACGGUCGCGACAUAUCUCGACGGGAAAAAAUGAUUUUGAUGAAUUAGACGCAUGUGCAGAUGCGGAUGCAGAGCCAGAUCUGGACUCAGCCAGCUCCGAAUCUGAAUCUGAAUCUGAAUCUGAAGCGGAGCCAGACAAGCCUAAGCGAACAGGAUCCGCGCACGGUCCCGCGACAAGCACCCAUGACAGCUGUGGCUUUACGAUUGAGGAUGUCGAUCCCAUGGACAGCGAGUGCGAUGGUCUGGAUGUCCUCUAUCCCAUUGAAAUCGAGUCCGACAUCGAGUCUACUAGCAGUAGAUCCACGUCUCGGCAUAGGGAUUUGGACAAGGACAUGAUGCAAGACCUCGAGAACCUCAACUGCAGCAACGAAGCAUCCGAUGAUGAGGCGGAGCCCGAAGAAGAAGAUGAUGCGGAGUCGGAGUUCAUGAGGAGGCAGCAGGAGCUGAAACGCAUCCGGAGAGUGAGCAUGUCGAGCAGCUUCGGCAAGAGGACGCACAGCGAGCUAAGUGACUCGGAUGACAACGACUGUGCUCUCGAUGUCAACGAAGCUGGUUCCAGUGCUCGUCGCUUUCACAAAAGAGUCCACCGCGGAAGCUUGCUCUUCCAGGAUCCUCCCGCACCUCGAAUUGACGAGCUGGAAGAACCCAACUCAGAUGAGGAUGAAUACGUCAAGGAGAUUCGUAUCGUACGAGGUUUACCAUACUCUUCAGCUGAGGUAAUGGAUACCGACUCGAACUAA
Trichoderma harzianum CBS 226.95 is the source of this 1092-nucleotide messenger RNA. RefSeq lists its product as hypothetical. Bases 1 to 1092 code for a protein of 363 amino acids. The record is from RefSeq and is a predicted model, not a curated record. The transcript has a single exon. NCBI's taxonomy places the organism in Eukaryota, Fungi, Ascomycota, Sordariomycetes, Hypocreales, Hypocreaceae.